Psylliodes chrysocephalus is the source of this 627-nucleotide messenger RNA. The record is from the annotation of a GenBank genome assembly. Lineage: Eukaryota; Metazoa; Arthropoda; Insecta; Coleoptera; Chrysomelidae.
AAUAAAAACAUUAAUUGGUAGGUAAGAUAUAUAAAUCGAUGAAUAAAGUAAAAUUUUGUCAAUCAAAAUGCAUUCUUUAUUAGCAAUCUGGUCCGUCUUCAUUUGUUUUACAGCAACCAAUGCCUUUGCGAUAAAUGGCGCAUCACUUUGGCUAGAUUUUGAAAUAGGUGAAAAAUCGUAUUCUAUAAAUGGUGUACUAAGCAAUUUCGAACAAGCGGGCAAUUUGUGCAAGGGCAGAAAUCAACAAUUAGUAGCUAUAGAAAGCCUUGAUGAAAAUAACAAUAUAAUGAAAGAAUUGAAAAAAUUAGUUGAUGUAAGCACUGAAUUAUGGACAUCAGGAUCAAAACAGGCUAAUUCAAACAAAUGGAUAUGGUCAUCCACAAACGAAGAGAUUACUGAUUUCGACUGGGGUACCGGUGAACCAAACAAUAAAGAUGGGGUUGAGAAUUGUAUAGUCUUCUAUCCAAACACUGACUUGUAUUUUGAAGGUUCAUGGGCUGAUAUAAAUUGCAACCUAUCAGUAGCCCUUCCGUUCUGUCAAAAGGCCUCUAAAAAUUAAAUCCACAAAAUAUUUAUUGGCGUACUUAUUAUAAUAGAUUGAAAUAAAUGAACCAAAAAUACUUACUA